Messenger RNA from Blastomyces gilchristii SLH14081, 377 nucleotides. RefSeq lists its product as uncharacterized. The record is from RefSeq and is a predicted model, not a curated record. The transcript has a single exon. Lineage: Eukaryota; Fungi; Ascomycota; Eurotiomycetes; Onygenales; Ajellomycetaceae. The coding region runs from base 129 to 377 and encodes 82 amino acids.
UCACAGUUCUGUAUCUGAUUUAUCUGAUGACGAAGAUCCAGCGCAGAAUCAGUUGCAUUAGCCACUAGAAUGAUAUGCGUUCCUGAAACUCAAGAGCGGCCCAGGUAGCUCUGAAACUGCCAGAGCUCAUGGAGAAUGGUCAGAAGUUUGAAACGAAUGCCUCACCGGUUAGGGGCAUUCUGUAUGUCAAAACUGUUGGGGGUCCCGGGUUGAUCGGCCCUUCUACCAGCAGUGCGCUGGUGGUGAUUGAGCUCUUUUGCCCCAGUAGCCUACAGGUUAUGAGACUGUUAAGCGUGAGCCCCGCUGUGGUUAACAUGCAUGGGUUUGAUCCCAGAAUGGACUUAAGAAAAUCCCAAACAAAUACCCUGGACUUUUAA